Molecule: messenger RNA, 5021 nt
Organism: Sebastes umbrosus (honeycomb rockfish)
Lineage: Eukaryota; Metazoa; Chordata; Actinopteri; Perciformes; Sebastidae
Product: zinc metalloprotease ZmpB
Exons: 10
Coding region: 236-2608 (790 amino acids)
Source: RefSeq, a predicted model, not a curated record
GUGUAACCUAAAGUGACAGGGGGGUGGGGGCUCAAGAUGAAGUGAGUCUACCUGUCUGCCUGUGUGAGAUACAGACCCAGACUAGGCACGACACCACUCUGAACUGACAGCGCUGACACAGCUGACCUGAACAGGUGAGAAGAACACAAUAUGGUGCAAGAAUGUACUUCACACAUUUCUGAUUUCAUGCUCACUGGCUGUGUGGGGGUUGAACAUCUGAGAAAAUACUAGCAUCAUGUCAAAAGGGGCUGACAAAAUCAAGGUGUUUAAAACCACCAGGGUGCGGACUACGCUGAAGAGUGAUGGCUUUUGGAUCCAGAAAUUAAAACAUGAAGAUGAAGAGCAAGACAAAGCGAGGACAGAGCAUGUCUUGGAGACCAGACCUUCUCCAGUCAGACAGAAUUCAUACGUUCUGUCCACAGCCAAGAUGUUCGAAUCAGUAGAUUGUCCACUGAGCCCUCCUCACCAUAAGACACAGUUUGCUCCAUCUGAAGGCGAUUCAGCUAAUCAGGCAAAUGGUGAAGUAAUUCCUCCCCUAAAAGAUGCUCAGCCCGAGGGGUCAACAGUGGAGACCACAGACGAUGCAAAGCCCCAAGCACCCACUGAAGAACUUAUCCAAAAUGAUGAGGCACAACCAGAAAAAUCAGUUGCCGACAAUGUGGAACACAAUGACGGGGCUGCUGAGGUCUCCGCAGAGAUUCAUGUUUCAGAAUGUAUCCAAAAUGGUGAAGCACAACCUGAAUCUUCAACAAAAGAAAAUCCAGAGGCAGUGCCAGCUGAGCAACCAGUUGCCAACGCAACUGCAGAAAACAAGGGAGAACAUGCUGAUGCAACAGUUGACCAGUCAAACAUAGAACACAAUGAGGCCAAUGUCUCUGCAGAUGUUCAUGUGGAAGAUCCCGUUGCAGAAAGCUCCUCUGCUGUUGCUGAAGUCCCUGCCUUGCCUGCAGUCGAACUGACACCUCAAGAGGAACCUGCAACCGAAACAGAGCCGGCAAAUGCAACACAUUUGGAGGAUGCAGGAGUAGAAUCAACUGUUAAACCUGAAGAGGGCAGUUGUGAGGCAUGUCCUCCAGAACAGGCUGCAGAAGAAAUUGUUGAAGCUGUAGCUGAGGUUGUGGCACAGUCAUCGCCUGACACGAGUGAUGUUGUUGAUGCAACACCAGGAGAAGAGGAUGCUCUGCAAGACAGUGUUGAAGCUGUAGCUGAUGUUGCUGUGGCACUUGAGACCCCUGCUACGACAGAUGCAGCAGGAGAAGAAGCUACUCUCCAAGACAGUGUUGAAGCUGUAGCUGAGGUUGCUGUGGUGCCUGAGACCCAAGAAGCUGCUCUCCAAGACAGUGUUGAAGCUGUAGCUAAGGUUGCUGUGGUGCCUGAGACCCAAGAAGCUGCUCUCCAAGACAGUGUUGAAGCUGUAGCUGAGGUUGCUGUGGUGCCUGAGACCCAAGAAGCUGCUCUCCAAGACAGUGUUGAAACUGUAGCUGAGCUUGCUUUGGUGCCUGAGACCCAAGAAGCUGCUCUCCAAGACAGUAUUGAAGCUGUUGCUGAGGUUGCUGUGGUGCCUGAGACCCAAGAAGCUGCUCUCCAAGACAGUGUUGAAGAUGUUGCUGAGGUUGCUGUGGCCCCUGAGAUGCCUGCUGUAACUGGUGCAGCAGGAGAAGAGGCUGCCACCCAGGUCAGUGUGGAAUCAGUCCCUGACUUAGUGGCAGAAAUUGUAUCCGAACUGCCCACUCAAACUGCUACUGAAACUGCUGCAGAGGGAAGUUGUGAGACAGGUCCUCCAGAACAGGCUGCAGAAGAAGUUGUUGAAGCUGUAGCUGAGGUUGCUGUGGAGUCAGCACCCGAGACCCCUGCUGUGACUGGUGCAGCAGGAGAAGAGGAUGCUCUCCGAGUCAGCGUGGAACCAGUCCCUGACUUAGUGGCAGAUACGAUGUCUGAAUCGCCUCCCCAAGCUGCUGCUGCUGAAACUACUGUCGAGCCUGUAGAGUGUGAAGUCGUGUCCACGGUCUCAGCAGAGACAGUUAUAGAGACCAGAGCUGAAGAGGUAGUUGAGUGUGAAGUCCAAUCAGUUGAUAACGCUGCUGUCGAGCAAAGUGUUGAGCCAACACCUGAGAGAGCAGCAGACGGUGUGGUGAAAAUCGAGGAUGCUGUUGAAGCUGUAACAGCUUCAGAUGCUGAAACUGUUCAGUUCUCUGACAGACCCAUUGGACUGUCAGAAGCAUUAGAUGUGGAGCUGCCGACAACUGAAGCUGCUCCUGAGCCUCUGGAAAAUCCAAAACAAUCCCCCACGGAGGAGACCAGGCUGAUCACUGAACACUCUGACACCAACAUCUCUGACAUGCUUCAAAAGUACAAAGAGGAGCUACAAUCCAACCUAACUCCAGGAAUUACCUGGAAAAAGACCAGGAAUAGGAAUGUUUGUUCAUUCUGUGACAAAAUAAUUGAUGGAAAUGUCAAGAUCCAUCUCAGUGAUCCCGAGGUGACCUGCCACCCUGACUGUCUAAAGUGUGGUGUGUGUGCCAAGGCCCUGGGAGAUAUGCUGACUCCCAUGUUCUUUCAUGGCCAACUGGUCCAAUGUGGUUGCUGCUUUGUGAAAACUCUGACCUGAAGCUUAACUGGGUAAAAUAUGUUGACGGAGAAGACUCAAAGCAUUAAUGUGCUGUUUGGACUGAGGACCUCACCACUGUUGCCCUAACUUUGAAUUGUUUUUUGCACCAAUUUCCAUACUGAAAGCUUUUUUUAGGACAUUGGACUUCAUAGAGCAUCAUUCUCUUAAAUUUCUCUCAUAUUUUCUCUUAAUUUGCUGUUACGAGAAAAAAAAAACAGAAGUCAACUCAAGUAAACCAACUCCAGAUAAUUUUAUUUGUGUACAGCUUUUUGAACGGCACCCUUCCCUCAUGUUCCCAUGAACUGUAUUCCUAUAAUCAACAAUUCCACAAUUAUUCGACUCAAAAUAACUACAAACUCAGACCUCUUAUAUGUUGAACAUCUCAGUUACAGUUUGGUUUAAUUUACUGAGGUUCAGUGAUAUCGAACACUCUGCCAUCUCAUAUUUUAAAGUUGGCGCCAGAACAACUUAAGAACGUUAUUAAAGGCUUGUUUUUAUCUGCUCAAUGUUUUCCUUAUGGAUUAUCUCUGUAAAUUGAUUACUAAUAAUGAUUUUUUAUUGAUGAGAUAUAAUAAUGUGAAUCUCAAUUCUAUUUCAUCACUUUGUCUCAUAUGGAUGUCUGCUAGUGUGUGUAAUCUUAUCUUUUUUCUUCUUCUCUAUCUCUUUACCAUCCUUUUUUAAUAUUUUAUUGUCUUGUUAUAACGGAUUAAGAUACGCACUGGAGAGUGCCCUGAUCAAGCCCCUCUGAGGGUUUUUUUGCACCUCUCCAUCACAUUUGUUGUUGUUGUAAUAUCAACUUGUACCUUUUUUUAUAUGUGUAAACAAAUAAAAUCUAAAUCUAAAAAAAAAAUUCAGAUGCACCAAACAUUUGUAACCAUCCAUCCAAAUCUGCUCUUACCCAGGUGGGCUGAAUUAUGAAUCCCACUUGAUCAUAAAUUGGAGGCAUGUGGUCGAUUUGUUUAUUAUUAGCAAAGGUAAUGCCCCCUAAACACGAUAGGGCAGUUGUUGUGCCGUGUGCAAAUACGCUGGCACAUGCCAAAGAAUUAGAGAGAUGCUACCAAGCACAAUGAACUUUUGUAUGCUUUGAUAUAGUCAUAAUUCUUAAUUUAGAUAGAUAAACAGACAGACAGACAGACAGACAGAUAGAUCAAGGUACUGUUAAAUAAACGUAAACAAAGUAAACAUGUGUACAGAAGUAAUCUUUAAAGUUAUCAAUUUAUUCUUUUGGUAAACCUUUUUGUCCUUGGUAUAGUUGUAUUUCAUAUUUCUACACCUCAACUGAUGGAAACCAGAUGUGCUGCAGUCCCUCUUGCCCUGGACAGGUGUUUCACUGAUAUUACAUGGGGAGAUCAUGCAGGUUUCAUGUUAACGUGUGAUCAGUGCAUGGCUGCUUGUCAACUGGUCAGAAUGAUGAUGACUUUGAAUAAGUUAAGUAAGUUGACCAAUGGAAAGGGUUUUCUUUGUCUUGGAGAAAAGUAUAUAACCUGUGUGAUAUCUUGGAGGAGACGUUCCUCUUUGGUUUCUGGUGUCUUGCGUUAAGGUAUUAUGUCUCCUAAUUGCAGAAAUAUUCUUUAACUUCAACCUCAGUGUUUUGUGUGUUUAUUCAAAGUGUUUUACAAUUCUCCAUAACGAUGUGAUUUUCCAGAGCCCACAAAUUGAAUAACCCAAUCUUUAUCUUUCUAUAUAUUUUCUUUCUUUUCUUGGUAAGUAAAGAGUGCUCUCGGACACUCGUAAUAUGUUCUCUAAGAGAAGAGCAACAAUAAGAAAACAUUGGUGAGUCCCAGAGAUCGAUGGGUACUAACAAAAUAAGAACAAAUCGUGGAUACAAACAAAAAUAAGAGGAAAUUUGUUCGUAUGUUGCUUCUUGCAUGAGACCUAUUGUCAGAAUUAAGAAUUAAAAGCUUUGGCAGCAUAUUAUUUCUGCUAGUGAUUGCCGAAGGUGCUUAUAUGUAAUACAAUCAAAAUGAAAGAUUUUUUAUUGAGACAUACUGCAUAUGGUUAAAUAAAGUCACAAAUUACUGCUUCAGAUUUAAAUGUUUUAAUCAGCCUUCAUUAAAAAUGAGCACACACACAACACAAUCCAGCUUGGUAAGUAGCAGGGCUACACAUCAAACAUGAGUCACCUGGAGGCACGUUAUUGAAGCAUCAACACCUCGGUAACAUAAAAACAGCUUAUUUUAAGCAGUAACCCAAAAACAUCCAGAAAAAAUGGAUACGUGUCUUUGUUUCCCCUCCUACACAGUGGCAUUUGAACGAAGCAAAAAUGCAUUAUGAGUGAAUACAAAGUACAUGUAUUGUGAGUGAAAGCACAAAAGGAGCUGGGAGGAUACACCUAACCCAUACAGAUAACUUUGGUACAUUCAGCCUCCCUUUCUUUAGUUCACACGAUGUUGCUAGACAAGAUGGUGAUAAU